AUGUUCUUCGAAAGUAUCACCGUCCUUGGCGUUCUUUCAGUGACGGCCACUAUUAGCACAAUAACGCUCUUCUUUUGUGGAAUACCAAUAUGUAUCAAUAUUUACAAGCGAAGAGGCACUAAAGAUAUCAGUGGAGCGCCAUUUCUUAUGGGAGUCCUUGGUGCAUCCUACUGGUUGCGAUACGGUUUGUUAAAAAUGGAUUACGCGAUGAUAACAGUUAAUAUAACGGCUGUUACACUAAUGACAUCCUAUUUGAUAUUCUAUUUCUUCUACACCACACCAAAGUUAAUGAUCUCUCUCGAAAUUAGUGCUAUUGUGUUUAUGAUUUCGAUCAUGGCUUUUCUUGUACAAAUCUACGGCAAUUCAGUCAUACAUCCACUCGGUUUUGCUUGUAUGACAUUCAACAUUAUCAAUUUCGGAGCACCACUCGCUGGAUUGCGUGUCGUCUUACGUCAACGCAGUUGUGAAACGCUUCCAUUGCCAUUGUGCACUGCAAAUUUUGCAGUUUCGAGCCAGUGGUGCUUAUACGGUGUUUUAAUCAGAGAUAUCUAUUUAGUGAUUCCGAACGGUAUUGGAAUGACCCUUGCGCUCAUUCAACUCGCACUCUUCGUCAUCUUCCCAAUGAAAGAAGGAAAAACACCACUGGCGAAACGACUUUGCGGAAUUGAUUGCUCAACACGGAAGAAGGACGUCGAAUUCGGAAAAGUUGCCAAUGGUGAGCUUUGCUAA
Messenger RNA from Anisakis simplex (herring worm), 729 nucleotides. Lineage: Eukaryota; Metazoa; Nematoda; Chromadorea; Rhabditida; Anisakidae. The record is from the annotation of a GenBank genome assembly.